Chroicocephalus ridibundus (black-headed gull) is the source of this 5322-nucleotide messenger RNA. RefSeq names its product kelch like family member 23 (gene KLHL23). Bases 1302 to 2978 code for a protein of 558 amino acids. Lineage: Eukaryota; Metazoa; Chordata; Aves; Charadriiformes; Laridae. The transcript is spliced from 3 exons. Gene Ontology annotation, molecular function: protein binding. The record is from RefSeq and is a predicted model, not a curated record.
AAAGCUGUUGGCAUGGCGAUGUACAAACAGAGUCGGGGCUGUACAAGGGAAUGCUCCAGAGAAAGAAAUGGAGUGAGUAAUGCAGCUGAGGGACAGGCCCGGGUUAGACAGCAGGGCUGCUGCUAAUUCCUGGGUUACACCACAAAACUCCCAUUCCCUGGGCUAACAAUGCAUCAGGAGUGGUUGAAAAAGUGAAGGCAAAGAUGUGUGAAGGCUUUGUUUGUUGUUGUUGGUGGUUUUCUCUUUUUGUUUUGAUCAGCUUAUUUAUGUUUCCUCUUAGUAUGGCCAAGGGCAUGUUUGAGUCCUGUUGUAGGGUUAGCAUGUGAGGAAUGAUGGCAGAGGGGUAUGUCCGAAGUGUCCAUACUUUUCUGGUUCGGAUUCCUCCUUUAGUUCCUGCUAAAGAAUCUGUGUAGAGCGGGAGCUCUCCUCUUGGGUAUUGCUGGCACUUAGCUAGUAAUAAAUAUCCAACUCCUUUUGGUAGGAAAAACCGCUGCCAGUCCUUUCAAUCCAGGAGAGCUUUGGCAGGACUGGGGGAGCCUGGCUGCUGGAUCCAAAGUAUCCAGACAACCCUGCUGCUGGUGAAGGAGGGAGCACAGAUGCUUAAACCCAGAAGAUGCUAAGACCUCCAUUGCAGAAAAUGUUUUUCUAGCAGAGAAGAAAAAGACUUGUUAAAUUGUGAACCACAUUUUCAGAAGUGGUAAAAGCCAGUAUGACCUUCUUCGCGAAUAAUUUCCUUGUAGCUGGAGUCUGUUUGCGAGCGUAGUUUGUGCCUGCCCUUUGCUCCCUGCCAGGUGCAGGUGUUUGAGGCAAGCUCUGGCUGUCCCCUCUCGAAUCCCAGCUUUCCAUAGCGGGGGAGCCCCUAGAGCUCGCUGCCCUUCCCAGCGCUGCUGCUCCGACAGCAGGGUGUCCUUGGGAGAGACGGCUGCAGGUCGCCGUUCGUGGCAGUCGAAGGCCCCCUCGCUUUGUUGUGUGGCUGAGAGCCACCAAGCUGGUGACGCUCUCCCAGGCGUCUGCUUCUGUCCCUAAUACGCUGACAGCGGCCGGGCCUUAUGUCAUCGCGGCAGCCGGCCUCCUAACCCCCUGCCCCCGGGCAGCGGCGGCGCUUCGGGCCGGCGGGGGAGGGCAGGGCGGGCGGACGGGGCACCAAAAUAGGAGCCGCCGCCUCCCGCGGGCAGCGGCUCUUCCAAAGAUGGUCACGGGACUGCCGCGCUCCGCCCGCGCGUAAGUACCGCGGGGGCGGUCCGGUGGCCGGGGGGCGGCGGGGCGGUCCGGUCCCGUCCCGUCCGUGCGCGGUGUCGGCGAUGGCAGCGGGCGGGCAGGAGGAAUACGCGUACCUCUACAGGGACUCCGCGCACCCCGCCGCUUUCCUGGAGGCGUUCCGCGGGUUUUACCUGGACGGGCUCUUCACCGACAUCACCCUGCAGUGCGCCUCGGGGGUCAUCUUCCACUGCCACCGAGCCGCCUUAGCGGCUUGCAGCAGUUACUUUAAAGCCAUGUUCACUGCCGAUAUGAAAGAGAAAUCGAAAAACCAGAUCAGACUUCCCGGGCUCAGCCACGCCGUACUGGAAGCCCUCGUGAAUUAUGCAUACACGUCGCAGAUCCAGAUAACAAAGAGAAAUGUCCAAAGCCUGCUCCAGGCUGCAGACCUCCUCCAGUUCGUGUCAGUAAAGAAAGCCUGUGAGCGGUUUCUGGUGAGGCACUUAGAUACUGACAACUGCAUAGGGAUGCACUCCUUCGCCGAAUACCACGAUUGCUCAGAGCUAGAAAAAGAGUCCAGGAGGAUUUUGUUAUGGCAGUUUGAUGAAGUGUGGAAGCAGGAAGAGUUUCUGGACAUUGGUAAGGAGAAGCUCUCUUUUAUCCUCUCCAGAGAGAAUCUCAACGUUUGGAAAGAAGAGGCAGCCAUCGAAGCUGUUGUUAAGUGGGUUGCACACAACGUGGAAGAAAGAAUUGAAGACGUCUAUGAACUGCUGAGCUGCAUCAAAGUAGACUUAGAUAACAUGUAUUUGAGGUCAGCUCUAAGCCUACAAAAAAAAUGCCGGCUUAACGACAGUAAGAUAAGGUCACUUGUAUACAAUGCCCUGAACCCCAAUCCCAAAUGUCUUUCCAGAAGACCCACAGCAGCCAUGUAUGUGAUUGGAGGAUAUUAUUGGCAUCCCUUAUCAGAAGUGCACGUUUGGGAUCCUUUAACCAAUGCGUGGGUGCAGGGGACGGAGAUGCCGGAUCACACCAGAGAGAGCUAUGGGGUCACUAGCUUGGGACCAGACAUAUACGUGACAGGAGGUUAUAGAACAGAGAGCAUCGAAGCCCUUGACACGGUGUGGAUAUACAACAGUGAGAGAGAUGAGUGGACAGAAGGCUGCCCCAUGCUUGACGCGAGGUAUUACCACUGCGCGGUUUCCUUGAGUGGCUGCGUCUACGCGUUGGGUGGUUACCGAAAGGGAGCUCCUGUGCAAGAAGCCGAGUUCUACGAUCCUUUAAAAAAGAAAUGGCUUCCUAUUGCAAACAUGAUCAAAGGUGUUGGAAACGCCACUGCCUGUGUCCUGCAUGAAGUCAUCUACGUAACCGGAGGUCACUAUGGGUACAGGGGAAGCUGCACCUAUGAUAAAAUCCAGAGAUACCAUUCAGGUAGCAAUGAGUGGAGCAUAGUCACCACAAGCCCGCAUCCAGAAUACGGAUUGUGUUCGAUUACACUACAAAACAAGAUCUAUUUUGUGGGUGGACAGACCACGAUCACGGACUGCUAUGACCCAGAGCGAAACGAGUGGGAGCAGAUGGCUCACAUGAUGGAGAGAAGGAUGGAGUGUGGCGCAGUGGUUAUGAACGGAUGCAUCUAUGUGACAGGAGGAUAUUCCUAUUCCAAAGGAACGUAUCUGCAGAGUAUUGAGAAAUACAACCCUGAAGUGAAUAAAUGGGAAGCAGUAGGUAAUCUUCCCAGCGCUAUGCGGUCGCAUGGCUGCGUCUGUGUGUAUAACGUGUAAACAUUUCAUUUUCAUAUUGCUGCUACGGACAACAGCGGCUGCAGUAUUCAUAAUAGCACUGAUUACCUCAUGACUGUGAUAGACGUCUGAUACGAUCUCUUAGCGCACAUCAUUAAAAACUAGGUAUAAUUUGUGUUCAUUUUAAACAAUUCAAAAGUAUAAAUGUGGUACCAAGUCUUCCAUAUGUUUUUCAUUCCAGUCAUUCUUUGUCACGAAACUUUUCAGAUUACUCUGGUAUAAUACUUUGUGCAGCUCUGUAGGAACUACUGUGAAAAACAGAUUUGGUUUCAUCAGUCACUGGGUGGAACUACAAUCUGGUGCUAAGAAGCAUAAAGCCAAACAAAAUACUCUGCAUUUCUAUGGACUGCUGGGUUUAAGAGGAAAUCUUUGAUCCUCCGAAGGUAGCUAUAGAAAUGCUUCGUUGCCACAAGCUAAGCACGUGGCACGUACAGAGCAAUAUCACUUGGAUAACUAGGUUAUCACGUCCAGAAAUCGCAGGCAGUUAUAGGAUGGCUCUAAUUCUACCUUCAAAUGCCAGAGCGGAGAAGAGCAGAGGCUGGAAAUGAGGGAAGAAAUGUCAUGCCGUAGCCCCACAGCACGAGCUGAAAGCGUGCACUAGUUUUCCAGAAGGAGAACAGUGCUGUGCAGUACGGGGCAGUUUGAGAAAGUGCUCACUUUGCCAUUCUCAGGCUGGCAGGGCCCGUGAGAAAUAAUAAAAGGCUCUGCAUGGCUUUGCAGUGGGCUCUCUGGCUGAUGCACAGGCAUUAGUGAUUUUUUUGUUUGUUUGUUUGUUUUUUUUUUUUCCAGAGAAAAGCCUUGCCAUGGUAACUUUUUUUUUUUUUUUAAAUCGAAUUUAAGAUUUAUGCCUUUGUUAAAUGGAAGGAGGAAAUGAGAGAGACUGGAAAGUUGCUAACAUCCCGCCAAGGUACAAACUUCUCUAUUUUGUUUAAUACCGUUCAGUCUUUUUAGAAUUUAACUGUGACUUGAGCAAAGGUACAACUGAAGAAACUUGUCAAAAUAUGUUACGCAUGGAGAAAUUGAAUGCUUAGCGGUCCUUUGGAUUAAAAUAUUAUUUUUCUCAAAACAUAAUGCAAGAUCAUAGAAUCGUAGAAUGUGUUGGGUUGGAAGGGACCUUUAAAGGCCAUCUAGUCCAACCCCCCUGCAGUAAGCAGGGACAUCUUUAACUAGAUCAGGUUGCUCAGAGCCUCAUCCAGCCUGGCCUUGAAUGUCUCCAGGGAUGGGGCCUCCACCACCUCUCUGGGCAACGUCCUCUUCAAAUUCUGUCUAGAAAGCAACUUGAGCUGGGCAGGAAGGCCAUCAUUUUGUCACCUCUUCACCGGGAGACACCUGCGGCAGGCGCCAGUGCAGCAUGGCAGCGCCAGUGCUGGCAGAAAGCAGAAUCUAUAGGUAGUAUUUAAAUACCUGGUGUUUGAACCCUGCCAUUGCCAGCCUUCGCACCAGUCCGUGUUUUGCAUCCUGUCGUGUAGGUAGUUACACAAAUGCAUUUGACUGAAUCGUUACUGCAGUGACUUCUUAGGAUUUGUUUCCACCUCAGAUGGUGUGAUGUGUGGCUUUUUAUUAGCCUGGUUCCCUGAGGGAGCAAGGUGCAACUCUGUUGUCUUUCUGUGCCCACGUCAGCUCCCCUCUAAUACUAGACUCGCUUGUCUGCGUGCAGCUGUGUAUAGAGAGGGGUAUAGGUCUUACAAACACAUGUAUAUUUUUUUUCAGGUUUUAUGAAAGUUAGGAAGAGGAUAGAGGGGAGAGAGAGAGACCGAAAGGAAUCACAUGAGUUUUAUGGAAAGUACAAGAUAGCAAAGCCUUCCCAGUGACAAGGGGGUGCUGCGAGGAGCCUUCCUGCUCCUCCCUGCCUGUGCUGCCCCUCACCCGGUCCCGCUUCGGCUGCUGUGGGGCCACAGGGUCCGAUAGCGGUGAUCCAAAUGGAGAAAUGCCAUGGGUAGCAGAGGGGCUCUUUUAGUCCAGAUCUGUUCACCAAUCCAGCUUUUAAAGUGCCAGCAGAAAGAGCUGUUACACUUUGGCACGGGCGGCAGGGACAAGACAGGGCUGACGUCAGGUGUGGUGGGAACUUCCUACACCAGCGCUGCCACCAAAAAUGAAAUUUUGGUUUUGUUGGAUGUAUCAGAUGUGAUGAAAGCAGCUUUCCAAGCAGGUAAGCCCUGAGUUUAUAGUAUUUCUUUUUCUUGAUCAGAAGCGUGUUCAACAUUUUUGUUUGUUUGUUCAUUUUUUUGUAUUAUUUCUCACUUGCGUUUGACUGCUGGUGGCAGGCGGCACUCAACUCUGAGCUCUGAUGUGAACGUCUGUGGUGUAUAUAUAGUUCUUGUUUUGA